This is a messenger RNA of Neoarius graeffei (lesser salmon catfish), 3628 nucleotides long. Its product is annotated as tripartite motif-containing protein 16-like. Gene Ontology annotation, molecular function: zinc ion binding; protein binding. NCBI's taxonomy places the organism in Eukaryota, Metazoa, Chordata, Actinopteri, Siluriformes, Ariidae. Bases 541 to 2202 code for a protein of 553 amino acids. The record is from RefSeq and is a predicted model, not a curated record. The transcript is spliced from 9 exons.
UGUCAAUCAGGAGCUUAGCUUAACUUUAGGCCCAUCACCUUUUGAUGACAACUUUAUAUCAUGUGGUCUUACAAUAAUUUGCUGUGUCAUUCCUGGAAUAUUAACCAGAAAUUCCUGAAUAUAUGAAAAUGAAACUAACUUCACCACAGUCUGUCACCUUAACACAAAAACAAACACAAUGAGACUGCUGCUUUCUGGAAAAACGAAACUAGAAAGUAGUUUCCUUUCCUCAUUAACACCAUGUGUGUUUCUCAGACCAGUAAAUAAUCUCUACUCUUCUGGGAAGACUUUCCAUUAGGGCCAUUAGAGGUUAGACCUUGAUGUCAUGUGAGGCGGCCUGGGGUUCCAGUUCAUCCAGAAGGUGUUCCGUGAAGUUGAGGACUCUGUGGAGGACACUGGAGUUCUUCCACUCCAAACUUGUUGUUAGGUUCAACCCAGUUAGAAGGUCAACGUCUCGAGACCACCGCCCUCGUGCCACCCAGAGCUCUGGAGCUGGAGAUCUGAUCAAAUCCACCGGUUCUGGUUUAAAUUAAAAAAAAAAUGGCUGAAAGUGAGAAAUCUUACUAUGAAGAUCAGUUCAGCUGCUCAAUGUGUCUGGAUCUCCUAAAGGACCCAGUGACUAUUCCCUGUGGACACAGUUUCUGCAUGAGCUGUAUUAAUGACUUCUGGUCUGGGUUGGAUCCGAAUACUGCCUACAGCUGCCCUCAGUGCAGGGAGGCAUUUUCUCCAAGACCUGCCCUGAAGAAGAGCACCCUUUUGGCUGAAGUGAUGGAGAAAAUGAAGAAUGCUUCAGCUCCGGCUGCUACUUCUAAUCAGAAUACCUCAACGUGCAUAAGAUUGGAGUGUGACUUCUGCAUAGGAGCCAAAAAUACAGCUGACAAAUUCUGCCUGCAGUGUUUAGCCUCUUACUGUGAGCUUCACCUCCAGCCUCACUACGAAUCUCCUGUGUUCAUGAAACACAAACUAGUCCCAGCAUCUGCGCAGAUGCAGAAGAACAUCUGCCCACAUCAUGGCAAGCUGCUGGAUAUUUACUGUUGCGACGACCAACAGGUUAUCUGUUACCUGUGCAUGGUUGAUGGUCAUAAAGACCACAAAUCAUCAUCUGUGGAAACUGAGAGAAUCAAAAAUCAGGAUGCCUUGAAAAAGAUAAAUGUGGAGUGCCAGCAGAUGAUUACUCAAAGAGAAGAAAGCCUAAUGGAGCUCACUAAGGCUAUGACAUCAAUUAAGUGUUUUGCGCAGGCAGCCGAGGCGGACAGUGAGAGGAUGUUUACUGAGCUGAUGGACUCCAUGAAGAGAAGAUGCUCAGAGGUGAAAACACUGAUCAAAGCUCAAGAGAAGGCCGAACUGAUUCGAGUUGAAGAACUUCGCCAGCAGCUGAACUGUGACCUCACAGAGCUGAGGGCAAGAUUUGUAGAAAUACAACAGCUUUUAUCUACAAACGAUCACAUCGAUUUCAUGAGGAAAUACACUUCAGUCUAUGCCCUGCCCAUGUUUAAAGACUUGCCUUCCAUAACCUGUGUGACUCUUGAUACUUCUGGAAAAAUCUCAAUUUCAGCAGUCAAAGAACACAUUGAGGAUGUGUGUCAACAGGAAAUAGCAAGGAUAUCAAAAGAAGUUAUGAACAUCCAUGUUGUGGAGCCUUCAGAGCCAGAGACCAGAGAGGACUUUUUACAAUAUUUCUGUGAUCUUCAUGUGGAUACAAACACUAUCAGCAAUAACAUUUGUCUGUCUGAGGGAGACAGAAAAGUGACCAGCUCUCGUCCAGCCCAUCCAUAUCCUGAUCAUCCUGAGAGAUUUGACCAUUAUCUAUAUGUCUUAUGUAGAGAGGGUCUUUAUGGUCGUUGUUACUGGGAAGCUGAUUGCAAUGGAAAUGAUUGGGCUGUAGCAGUUUCAUACAAAGGCAUCAUGCGUAAAGGAAACAGUGAAAAGUGUAGAUUUGGUUAUAAUGCUAAGUCUUGGAGAUUCUCCCAUGCUGACCAAAUAUACAGUUUCCGACAUAACCAAACUGUACACAGGCUUCCUCGGCACAAUUCGACAAUUAUCGGUGUGUACCUGAACCACAGUGCAGGAAUUCUGUCCUUCUACGGUGUCUCUGACCAGAUGACUCUCCUCCAUAAAGUCCAGACAACAUUCACUGAGCCACUCUAUGCAGGGUUUGGGAUUGGAACUGGCUCAGUUAUCCGAAUUCUGGAAAAAUCCUGAAAUUAAAAUUUAGAACUUUCUUGAAGAAAGGGUUAGCACAAUUUGAGUUACAAAACAUGCCAACCUCUUUAAAGGUACAAAUUGAUGUUUUUUUUUUUACCCUGACCAGUGUUGUAGUCGAGUCACUAAACUUCGAAUCCGAGUCUAGUCUCAAAUCCCCACUGUUCAAGUCCAAGUCAUUAAAGAAAAUUUUGAGUUAAGUCUGAGUCGAGUCCACCAUUGAUCCGAGUCAAGUCUGAGUCGAGUCCAAGAACAAGACUCCAACUGCAUCAUUUGAUGGUGGCUGUUGCUGCCUUUAUGUGAAAUUGUCUCUGCUACUGUGUUGGACUAACGUUACUGCUUGACUGCCCCAUUUUAGUUAAUAGGCUACAGAUAAAAAGCUUGGUCAUCGUUCAGCAAGCCCCGCUAUCAACAGGCAAAUAACAUGAGAGAGGGUUAACACUAGCUAGUUCAUCAGUCAGCAAGCCCUGCUAUCAACAGAGCAAUGAACAUAGCAUGUCACUUACUUCUCUGGGUGGAGUCUUGCCAAAUGACUACUGAAGUUCAAGGUUGUCCCCAUCGUCUCCUCAAUAGGAGGUGGUGUAGUGGUUAGCACUGUUGCUUCACAGCAAGAAGGUUCUGGGUUCGAGCCCAGUGGCUGACGGGGGCCUUUCUGUGUGAAGUCUGCAUGUUCUCCCUGUAUCUGCGUGGGUUUUCUCUGGGUGCUCUGGUUUCCCCCACAGUUCAAAGACAUGUGGUUAGGUUAACAUGAGGCAGCCUUGGGCUGAAGCGCCCUUGAGCAAGUCCAAGUCUGAGUCAUCAGUGCCCAAGUCCAAGUCAAAUCAUGAGUCCUUAAAAUUAGGGCACGAGUCAGACUUGAGUCCAAGUCCUGGACUCAAGCCUGAUUGUUACACAAACAAUAAUUAAGAUGAAAAAACAGGAGUGUGCAUAGGUAUUCACCCCCUUUUGUAUGAAACCCCUAAAUAAGAGCUGGUCCAACCAAUUCGCUUCAUAAGUCAAAUAUUGACUUCAUACAAAUAUUGUUUUCAUAAAAAAAGGGGGUGAAUACCUAUGCACGCUCCAGAUUUCUGGGGUUUUUUUUCAUCUUAAUUAUUGUUUGUGUCACAAUAAAAAAUUAAAAAAAAAACAAUGUGCACCUUUAAACUGGUCGGCAUGUUGUGUAAAUCAGAUGGUGCUAACCCCUCAAAAAUCCAUUUUAAUUCCAGCUUGUAAUGCAACAAAACAGGACAAACACCAAGGGGGAUCAAUACUUCUGCAAGACACUGUAACUAUACUAUUGAACUUCAGAUACAGAAUGGAGUCAACAAGCACUGGAAACUACCAGUAUAUGGUGACGAGUAGGGCUGUCUUCAAUUCCUUUUUUGUUUUUUUUUAAACCAUCUGGAGCUUUGGUAGUAAUCAACAGCGAAUAUUUGAAGCUUGGAUC